AGGUAUCAGUGGCUUUAAUAAGUCUGUUGGAAACUACACUACUGAGCUAUCUCAGUUACAAAGUAUCACCUAUGAUGAAUUAUGGUUUUACUACGGGGAAAAAUCAUUGCUGGCUGUUAGUGCUGCAUUUUAUUUUACCUUGAUUUUUAAAAGGGAAACAUAUGGGAACAAGUGGUACGCAUUCCUUUUCUGCUGGAAAUCAUCAAUGCUAUUCCUUUCAUCAUUACGAUUUUCUGUCCUUCAUUGAAGAAUUUAUUUAUCCCAGUGUUUUUAAAUUGUUGGCUUGCUAAACAUGCUUUGGAGAAUAUGAUUAAUGAUCUUCAUAGAGCCAUCCAGCGCACACAGUCUGCAAUGUUUAAUCAAGUUCUGAUUUUAAUAUCUACAUUGCUGUGUCUUAUCUUUACAUGUAUUUGUGGAAUACAACAUCUGGAACGAGCAGGAAACAAGCUGACUCUCUUUGACUCCCUCUAUUUCUGCAUAGUGACGUUUUCCACUGUAGGAUUUGGGGAUGUUACUCCCAAGAUCUGGCCUUCCAAAUUGCUGGUUGUAAUUAUGAUCUGUGUUGCCCUUGUAGUAUUACCAAUACAGUUUGAGCAGCUGGCUUAUUUGUGGAUGGAAAGACAAAAAUCAGGUGGAAAUUAUAGCCGACACAGAGCUCAGACAGAGAAACAUGUUGUUUUGUGUGUCAGUUCUCUUAAGAUUGACCUCCUUAUGGAUUUUCUAAAUGAAUUCUAUGCUCAUCCUAGACUCCAGGACUACUAUGUGGUUAUAUUGUGUCCCACUGAGAUGGAUGUUCAGGUUCGAAGAGUGCUUCAAAUUCCCAUGUGGUCCCAAAGGGUCAUCUACUUGCAAGGUUCAGCACUGAAGGAUCAAGAUCUCCUGAGAGCAAAAAUGGAUAAUGCGGAGGCCUGUUUUAUUUUAAGCAGCCGUUGUGAAGUGGACAGAACUGCAGCGGACCAUCAAACCAUUUUAAGAGCUUGGGCAGUUAAAGAUUUUGCUCCAAAUUGCCCAUUGUACGUUCAGAUACUGAAGCCUGAAAAUAAGUUUCAUAUUAAAUUUGCAGAUCAUGUUGUAUGUGAAGAGGAAUUCAAAUAUGCAAUGUUGGCUUUGAACUGUAUUUGCCCAGCUACAUCAACACUUAUCACUUUAUUGGUUCAUACUUCAAGAGGGCAAGAGGGCCAACAGUCACCAGAACAGUGGCAGAAAAUGUAUGGGAGAUGCUCAGGGAAUGAAGUAUAUCACAUUAACUUGGAGGAGAGUGUGUUUUUUGCUGAAUAUGAAGGAAAAAGUUUUACAUACGCAUCUUUCCAUGCACACAAAAAGUUUGGUGUUUGUUUAAUCGGUGUUAGGAGGGAAGAUAACAAAAAUAUUUUGCUGAACCCAGGUCCCCGGUAUAUUAUGAGCUCUUCAGACAUAUGUUUUUAUAUUAACAUCACAAAAGAAGAAAAUUCUGCUUUUAAGAAACAGAGCAGCAUCGGAAAAACCACCCAACAAGAUUGUUUUAAUCAUGGUCCUACUCGACUGCCAGUGCACAGCAUAAUUGCUAGUAUGGGUACCGUUGCUAUAGAUUUGCAAGAUACAGGCUGUAGAUCUCCAAAUGCAGCUACAUUAACUCUUCCUUCAGAAGCACCUAAAACGGGCAGAAGGCCAAGCAUUGCACCCGUUCUGGAGGUUGCAGACACUUCAGCGCUUCAUAGCUGUGAUCCCUUAAGUGAUCAGUCCGAAGACGAAGCCACACCCUCCGAUGAAGAAGUGUUGAAUGGCCUGGAGUAUUUAAAAGGCUAUCCCCCCUAUUCGCCUUACAUAGGAAGCUCUCCUACUUUCUGCCAUUUGCUCCGAAAGGUGCCAUUUUGCUGCCUGAGAUUAGAUAAGGGAUGCCAACAUAAUUACUAUGAGGAUGCCAAAGCUUAUGGAUUCAAAAACAGAAUCAUUAUAGUUGCUGCAGAAACGGCAGGAAAUGGACUCUACAACUUUAUUGUACCUCUCAGGGCUUACAGACCAAAGAAAGAACUCAACCCAAUUGUGUUGCUGCUGGAUAAUCCGUAA
Messenger RNA from Thamnophis elegans (Western terrestrial garter snake), 2046 nucleotides. Its product is annotated as potassium channel subfamily T member 2-like. Gene Ontology annotation, molecular function: intracellular sodium-activated potassium channel activity. Gene Ontology annotation, cellular component: membrane. The record is from RefSeq and is a predicted model, not a curated record. Gene Ontology annotation, biological process: potassium ion transport. Lineage: Eukaryota; Metazoa; Chordata; Lepidosauria; Squamata; Natricidae.